Messenger RNA from Arvicola amphibius (Eurasian water vole), 663 nucleotides. It is a transcript of the gene Nxnl1, whose product is annotated as nucleoredoxin like 1. Gene Ontology annotation, cellular component: mitochondrion. The record is from RefSeq and is a predicted model, not a curated record. The transcript is spliced from 2 exons. Lineage: Eukaryota; Metazoa; Chordata; Mammalia; Rodentia; Cricetidae. Gene Ontology annotation, biological process: photoreceptor cell maintenance. The coding region runs from base 1 to 663 and encodes 220 amino acids.
AUGGCAUCCCUGUUCUCUGGCCGCAUUUUGAUCAGAAACAACAGCGACCAGGAUGAGGUGGAUACGGAAGCCGAGCUGAGCCGCCGUCUGGAGAACCGUCUGGUGCUGCUGUUCUUCAGCGCCGGGUCCUGUCCGCAGUGCCAGGCUUUUGCCCCCGUCCUCAAAGACUUCUUCGUGCGACUCACUGACGAGUUCUACGUGCUGCGGGCGGCACAGCUGGCCCUGAUCUAUGUGUCCCAGGACCCCACGGAGGAGCAACAGCACCUGUUCCUCAGGGACAUGCCUGAGAAGUGGCUCUUCUUGCCGUUCCAUGACGACCUGAGGAGGGACCUCGGGCGCCGGUUCUCUGUGCGUCGUUUGCCGGCUGUCGUGGUGCUCAAGCCAAGCGGGGACGUUCUGACGAGCGACGCGACCGACGAGAUCCAGCGCCUGGGACCCACCUGCUUCGCCAACUGGCAGGAGGCGGCGGAGCUGCUGGACCGCAGCUUCCUGCAGCCCGAGGAUCUGGAUGAGCCCGUGCCGCGCAGCAUCACCGAGCCCCUGCGCCGUCGCAAGUACCGCGUGGAUCGGGAUGUGGACUGGGACCGGAGCGGCCACGACCGGAGCGGCCACGACUCUGGUCACCCCCAGGGGGAUGCAGGUGCAAGGGCAGAGCUCUGGUGA